Messenger RNA from Fundulus heteroclitus (mummichog), 4765 nucleotides. RefSeq names its product sarcoplasmic reticulum histidine-rich calcium-binding protein. The record is from RefSeq and is a predicted model, not a curated record. NCBI's taxonomy places the organism in Eukaryota, Metazoa, Chordata, Actinopteri, Cyprinodontiformes, Fundulidae. Bases 504 to 3593 code for a protein of 1029 amino acids. The transcript is spliced from 32 exons.
GUAAGUGUAACCUCCACGCCUCCCAGUGCCUGCUGAUUGAUGGGAACCUCCAGUGCCAGUGUGAACACAAUACCACUGGGCCGGACUGCCAGCGAUGCAAGAAGGGCUUCAAAGCCAAGUCCUGGAAAGCAGGUUCCUACCUGCCUCCACCAAACGGAACCCCCAACACCUGUACAAUUGCUGGUUCCCCCUCCGGUUCUAGUAGAAAAGGGGCUGAGGAUGACGCUGACGCUGAGACUGAAGCCACAAUCAUCUCUGAAGCUGAAGGGUUGCAGGCUGUUACACAGGAGCCUUUUGGUGCUUCUUCGGAAGAGAAUUCGGACCUCAGCACCCCCGCUGCUGAAGUUGGAAACUCAGUUGUCAGUUCUCUAAACCCUCAUCAUUUUGAUAUAAGUGAAGACAGCAGAACUCCAGCAGCAGAAAGCAGAUUUACACCGAGCUCAGUCCCUCAAACGCACCACGCUUUAUCCACCAGCACUUCGACUGAGCCUCCGCUGAUACCAAUGGGACAAUCUGACACACUUGCUGUCAGAACAGAGGUUCAUGCUCCUUCCUCGUACUCUCUGCCGGGGGAGCACAGAGUUUCCCCGACACCGCGGGAGUUCACUCAUUCAGAAACAGUCCCUGAACACGUGCAUGUGUCUCACCCUGUCCCAGAAGGUCCCCCUCAUCACUCUGUCACUAAUCAUCACCAUCACCAUUCAGCCACAGAAGAGUCCACUGUCCACGUUCAGCAUCAUUCAGGCUUAAGCGAAGGAGGUGCCCACAGGUCUGGGGAACUGCAACACCAGACUCACGGCCACGAACCGAAACCUCCAUCUGGACAUGAAGGGAGGAGAGAGGAGGAGAGACGGGCGGAGGCAAAAGACCCCCACACACAUGAAACUCAUGGCCUCAAAAUACCUUCGUCUCUGCACGGAGAGAAAGGGAAGCAAACCGAAAGUCAUGCAGAAAUGAAAGACCCUCAUUCACCUGUGGGGCACACAGUCGAGGCUCAUGGACAUAAAACAAAAGCGUCCUCCGGGCAUGGUGAAGACAGCGAUGAGACUGAAAGGACAGUUUCCCAUACGUCGGAGGGGCACGCACAUGAGGUUCACACAUCGACUGCCUCAUCUGAGCACGGUGAGGAACAGCACGCGAAGACAAACGCUCACAAGACAGAGGGACACGGACACGAGACACAUGGCCACAGAACAACUUUAUCUGAACACGAAGAGGGAAGAAACGCAAAGCCUCAAACAGUUUCCCACGUGUUUGACGGACACGCACAUCAACCCCACGGCCACCAAACACCCGCCUCAUCCCAGCCCCACGGGGAGAAAAGGCAUGAGCAGAGCCAUGAAGAGAUUAAAGCUCACAGUACUCAUGAAGAAAACGUGCAUCAGGCUCAUGGCCACAAAGCGACAGCCUCAUCUGAACAUGGAGCGGAGGAAGGUGAAAAAAACACAGAAAGGCAAGUCUUCCACAACCAUGAGAACCAUGGACACGAAACAAGCUCAGUGGGGAACGGGCAGGAGGAGCCUGACAGAAUAGAGACGUAUAGGCACGAAACUCAUGGACACGUUAAACCAGCUGGUCAUGGACACGAGGUGCAUCCACACAGGACAGCUGAAAUACACGGUAUCAGUCCAGUCUCCCAUACACCCGAGCAACAGCAUCAUGGAAGCCAUGGUCACAAAGCUUCCUCUGUGCAAGGCCACCACACAUCUGAGGAACAUGCACAUGGGACUCAUCAAACAUCAUCUCACCACGGGGCGGAGCACAUAGAAAGACAAGCUGAAAGGAAAGAUCAGCACACAUCUGUGGAACAUGCACAUGUAAUUCAAAGUCAAACAUCAUCUCAUCAUGGGGAGGAGAGCAAAGCAGUUUCGGUCCACCACAAGUCUAAUGGACACGUUCAUGAAACUCAUGGCCAUAACACAGUAACUUUGUCUGAACACAAGACAGAUGAGGGAGGGCACAGUGAUACUCAAACGACAGUCUCCCAGAUGCACGAGGGGCACGGACACGGCCACAAAACAACAGCCUCACAUGGACAUGGAGAGGAGGGGCACAGUAAAGUAGAAAGGACAGAUCCACACAAGUCUAGCGGACAAGUACACGGUACUCAUGGCCACAAAGCAGUAACCCCACAUGGCCAUGGAGAAGAGGGGCAUCCACACACUAACCCUGAAAGGACAGAUCCUCAUGAGUCUCAGACCAAUGUACAUCAUGGCCACAAAUUAACUACCUCACAUGGACACGGAGAGACGGAGCAUGCAGCCAGAAAGGUUGAGAGUGCAGAUGCUCACAUGUCUCACACUCAUGUACAUCAUGGUCACAAAUCACCAACCUCCCACGGGCACGGAAGGACAGAGCAUUCGCACGGAAAACAUGAAACGACAGAGCCUCUGGAGACUCAUGGACACGUACAUGAGACUCAUGGUCACAGAUCAGCAGGCUCACACGGACCCGGCGAGGAGCAUACACACAGGAAAGUUGAAGUGACAGAGACUGACAAGUCCCACGGACAUGGGACUCAUGGUCACAGAUCAGCAACCUCACAUGGACAUGGAGAGGUGGAGCACACAGCCAGAAAUGUUGAAAGGACAGACCCCAUCAAGUCUCAUGGACAUGCACAUGAGACUCAUGGCCACAGAUCAGAGCACGGAGAGGACAGGCAUAGCCAAGCCCCAGCUCCACAUAAGUCUGAAGAACAUGGCCACAAAUCCACAACUUCCUCCGAACAUGAGCUGAAGAGCGGAGGGCACGGGGAAACUGGGAGGACAGUCUCCCACGUUGUUGAGGAGCACGCGCACAGCACUCACGGCCACAAACCAGCGAUCCCAUCAGGGCAAAGGGAGGACGGGCUGGAUGCCCACAGCCAUAGAGGGGCUGAAAAUGAAGAGCAUGGUGUGGUUGCAAAUCCUGAGAGAGGAAGAGGUGGUCACGGGACCACAAGGCACGGUGCUUGGAAAGAGGACGAAGAGGAAAAAGAAAAAGGGAAAAAGAAAGGGCUUCUGAAACUCUUGAUCUCAGGAGAGCCCCAGGUCAAACAGUUACUUGGGAUCAUAUACGACAAUUUUAAAGACUGUGAGUGCUACGGCCACUCCAACCGCUGCAGCUUCAUCGACUACCUGAACAUCGUCACCUGUGUCAGCUGCAAGCACAACACCAGAGGCCAGAACUGCCAGCACUGCAGACUGGGAUACUUCCGCAACGCCUCUGCUGAACUGGAUGAUGAGAACGUCUGCGUCGAGUGUAACUGCAACCAGCUAGGCUCCAUUCACGACCGGUGUAACGGCACGGGCUUCUGCCAGUGCAAAGACGGGGCCACGGGGGCCAAAUGUGACGACUGCGUGCCAGGAUACUACUGGAAGCAAGGCUGUUACCCUAACGUUUGCGACGAGGAGAUGCUGCUGUGCCAGAACGGAGGAACGUGCUACAUGAACCAGAAGUGCAUCUGUCCUCCGGAGUUUAAAGGGGUAUUGUGCCAACAGUCCCGCUGCGAGGCGGGCAAGGACUGCAACGGCGCUCCGUCGGCGCGCCUCUCCCUGGCAGCGCUGCUGCUCUGCGCUCUAAUCUACCUGCUGGCCACGUUAGCGCAACACUGAGCCACGAAAACACGCCCUCUCCCCCCGCCCACUCCUCGAGACACUGCGAGUGUGCGCGUACAAGUGUGUGGGACACAGACACACACAUACAACGGAGAGGUGGGGAGGGCCCCGUCGAGUUAUGGACCCCCCCGCGGCAGCACUCGGAACAAGCACACUCUCGCACCAAAACACUACCUAAGUCCUCGCAAGCCCACGUACACACACCUCACCGGACUGUUACGACGCCGAGCGUGUUUUCUCAGGGGUGAGAAGGACGAGCAGAGAGACGCAGACGCCUCAGAGGGAACGCGAUGCAGUCAAAAAAAAAAAAAGGGGGGGCGGGGGGAAGUAAAUCAUACCAACCACUGUACCCUUUAUUCCUCAGCUGGAGCAAUGUGCAUCAAACCAAAAAGCAUAACAAAAAAAGACACCUAAAUCACCACUGUUUUCACUUCAGAGAGAAUGGCUGUUAAAAAAACCCCACCAGGAUCUAUUUUUGUUCUGUUCUCCUUCUCCUUGGUUGAGCUAAAGAUCUCUCAUCUGUUAGACUGACUGACAGCUAAAGUGUGCGUGCGCGUGCGUUUGUGUGUGCGUGUGUGCGUGCGCGCUCAGUCACGUCGACUAAACGGACGGGUCCAAAUGAGCUUGUUUAAUUCUGCUGCUGCGGCCUACACACAUAAGUAUAUUAACCAAGUUUCACUUCUCCUCAAAAGAUGAGACUUGAUUUUACAUUUCUUCUUUUUCUGCUGCAUUUUUAUGUUUGAAUUGUACCUUCAGUCAUUUUAUCUAAAUGCGCCCACUAGCAGUCGCUGAGAUUAUACAUAUUAUAUAAUAUCCAGGGGGAGGGGUUAUGAAUAAAAAAAAAAAAGAAGAAGAAGAAGACGAAGAAGAGGACUUUAGUCACUAUUAUGGUUUUCGUAGGAAUCAGUGAUUGUUGCCACGCUUAACGAGAUUUAAUCUUCGCACAGUAUUCUGAAAGCAGAGUUUACCACUUUUCAACUAAUCAGAGGUCUAAAGAAGAGAGGAAAGAUGUAAACCACGUAUCAAUUAUAUGACAUUAUUUGAAUAUUUUUUGUAGAAAUUAUUUUUGUUUGAAGUUAUAAUAAAUUAUAAAAAAAAUAAAUUUACAACUAUUCCUAAUGUGCAUUUUAUUACACUGAUUGUAAAGCUUACAGUAAAUAUGACUGUUA